Apodemus sylvaticus (European woodmouse) is the source of this 4058-nucleotide messenger RNA. It is a transcript of the gene Vwa3a, whose product is annotated as von Willebrand factor A domain containing 3A. NCBI's taxonomy places the organism in Eukaryota, Metazoa, Chordata, Mammalia, Rodentia, Muridae. The record is from RefSeq and is a predicted model, not a curated record. Bases 1 to 3447 code for a protein of 1148 amino acids. The transcript has 32 exons.
AUGGACAGAAACACUGACAGAGAUCCACAGAAGCAAUUGAACCAGAAGACUAUGAAUGACCUCGCCCAAAACUCCCAGGAUGGAUUGCUGGUUACACAUGUUAACCAGACCCAGGACUUACUGCAGCUGCAGGGAAGUGAGACCCAGACAUCAGCUCUGGAAGACUCCGAAGACUGGCUUGCAAUGCACAGUUUAAAGUUUGAGAAACUCACCUUGGCUGACCUGAUAAGCCAGGGCACAGUUGAGCUGGAGGAUCAUAACAAUGCUGCGCCCAGAGUGCAUUUCACCACCCAGACCAUCCUCCACUUCAAAUCAAGGCUUUCUGACACUAUUGAACGCUAUCAGCAGAGGCUGCGGUGGCUCUCGGAGAACAGCAAGAAGGCAUUUGGCCUCAUCAAGGGAUCAAGAGUGGGCCUCCUCAUAGAUUCCUCACAGGUCAGCGGUGGCCCUCAGCCAGAGGAAUUCCAAAAUGACCUCGCAAGUCUCAUUGAUGAGCAGCUGAGCCACAAGGAAAAGCUGUAUGUCCUGUCCUUCGGUGUCACCACCCGCCUCCUCUGGCCGACCCCUGUGGAAGUCAGCACUUCCACCCUCCAGAAACUCAAGCUCUGGGUAAAGACACUACAGCCCGAGGGAAGCAGCAAUCUGCUCCAAGCCUUGAAGAAAGUCUUUGCUCACAAGGAACUGGAUUCUCUGGUGAUCGUAUUGAGAAGCUGUCCAGAUCAGCCUUCUGAAUUCCUGUCUGAUUUCAUCCAGCAGUCCACUCUGGGACGGAGUCUCUUCAUUCAUGUAACCACCUACAAAUGUGAUGAUCACGUGCCUUCUGCUGUUCUGAAGAACCUCACAGAUGCCCUUGGGGGCUACUACCACUGCUACAGCCCAGAAUCAGAGCUCUAUACCAGUAGGGACGUGGAUGAGCUCCUGGCAGAGACCCGCAAGGCUCAAGGCCUCCUCAGACAGGUGCAAGCCCUGUGUCACAGCAGCCCAUGUGAAGAGCUGUCCUGCAUGAUCAACGAAAUCUCUCUAGAGCUCACCAAAGGGCCGUUCACCAGUCUCUUGCCUAAACCUCCAAAGCAUGAAGCUCCUCUCACAAUCAAGUUCCCAGACUUGGACAAGACUUCUGCAGAAUGGCUGAAGAUCAAUGGUCUAAAAGCCAAGAAGUUAAACCUUUAUCAGGUUCUGGCACCCAACGCCUUCAAUCCUGUGGAAGAAUUUGUGCCUAUUCUCCAGAAAACAGUAGCAGCUACUAUCCACGAGAAAGCAAUGGUACAAUUUGAAUGGCAUGACGGAACAAUGAAGAAUAUCCAUGUGGACCCACCCGUCCUCUUUGAGUACCAGAAGCAGCUCGGGAAAGCUGUGCAGAUAUAUGAGAAGCGGCUCCAGUGGCUCUCCCUGACCAGCAGAAGAAUCUGGGGCACUGUCUGUCAAAGAAGGGUGGUUAUACUGCUGGAUGUCUCGGUGACCAAUUCCAUGUACAUUAUUCAUAUCCAGCACUCCCUGCGACUACUGCUAGAGGAGCAGCUGUCCAACAAAGACUACUUCAACAUCAUUGCGUUUGGGAGCACGAUUGAGAGCUGGAGGCCGGAGAUGGUUGCUGUGAGCCAUGACAACUUACAAAGAGCCUGGCGGUGGGCCCUAAGCCUGCAGUGUCAAGGAAGCAGAAAUGUCCUCGGAGCCCUCAGGAAGGCCAUAGAAGUGGAUUUCAAGGACAAAACCAAACAUGAGUCUCAGGGCAUCUACCUCUUCACUGGGGGUGUCCCUGACCAAGAUGUGCACAUAAUCAGCGCCUAUGUGGCAGAGGCCUGUGGGGGGUGCGACCUCCAGCUAAAUGUCUGUCUCUUCUAUGUGGGUGAGCCACAGAUGGACACCACGCCCCCAGCCUGCUAUGCCAGCCGUACUGACACUGCUACUGCCUACAAAGAGGUCGCUCAGGCUGCCUGUGGCCGCUUCCACUGGUUUGGAGAGACAGGUAUUUAUGAGAGUGAUGAUAUCAACGCCAUUGUAUCUGAGAUAGAAAAAGCCCUCAACUACUCCCAAAAGUGUGCCUUCCUUGUGGCCUCCCUGAAGAACCAGUCAGGAAAAGAACUGAAAAGUGGAGCACCUGAGAAAGACAAGACAACAACUCUGCAGCAAAAUCAACCCAAGAAACUCUAUCCUCCCAAGCCCACAGCCCCCUCCGUGGCAAGAAUGAGCAUUAAAGAUGACCCGGAUGGAGAAGCAAGCUCUCAGCUGAAAAUUCUGAAGUGCCAUCCCCUCAAUGGUGAAACGAGGGUCUCUCCAGCUGCAGCCCAACCUGGGAAAGAAGCGAUGGUGGAACAGAGGAUGAAGGCCAACCCCAGAGCAAAAGCAAAGCUCUUUCUGUUCUACACAGAGUCUGGGAAUAGUGUGGGUUCUGUGUACAAGAGGUACACUCAAGGAAAAUCUAUUAGAAGAAUUAAUUCUUCCAUUGAACUGCCCAGGAAGGACACUGUUUGCUCAAGUCAAGAGUGGACAGCCACUUGCAGGCUGAAGAGGCUGAAACUGGAGCUCUCCAAAUGCCUUGGUCCCAACUGUAGAUAUCAAACGUCAGUACGGGGGCCAGCCCUGGCCAAACACUGCACUCUCUUCCCCAGUAUAGAGAUCAAUGGAGUGGUGAGACACAUCCAGUGGACGCUGUGGGAAAUAGAGACGUACAUCACAUGUAUGGAGAAGGUGACCAAGUGCUAUGUGCAGAGACUGCACUGGCUGCUGUCCGGGAGCCGCAGGCUGUUUGGCACCAUCUUGGAGAGCAAUGUGUGCAUCUUGCUGGACACCUCAGGGUCCAUGGGCCCCCACUUGCAGUGGAUGAAGACAGAGCUCGUUCUACUGAUUUGGGAGCAGCUGAGGAAGCACUGUAACCGUUUUAACCUGCUCAGCUUUGCAGAGGACCUGAAGCCCUGGCAGGACACGCUGGUGAAGAGCACAGAGCCUGCAUGUCACAAGGCUAUGAAGUGGGUGGCCCACCUGCAAGCCCAGGGGAGCACCUCAGUCUUAGCAGCUCUGACGAAAGCCUUCAGCUUUCAGGAUGUGCAAGGACUGUAUCUCCUGACUGACGGGAAGCCAGACACGAGCUGCAGCCUUAUACUGGACACUGUCCAAAAGUUCCAGAAGGAGAGAGGUGUGAAGGUGCACACUAUCUCUCUGACCAGCACAGACAGAACAGCAAUGGAGUUCCUGAGGAAGCUGGCUUCUCUCAGUGGGGGACGUUACCACUGCCCUGUUAGUGACGAGGCCCUCAAGGGGAUUCAAGGCUUGCUGGUCAGAGGCUUCAUCAAGGAAAGGGAUCCAAAGUUGCCACUGUUCGAAGGCGAUGACUUGAAGAUACUGGCAGAGGAGUUUACCAAGGCUAGAAACCUCCUCAAACAAGCCCAGGUCUUCAGAUCCCAGCUCUUGAAGAAAAAUGACAUGAAAUCAAAGGUUACUUCUUGCUAGAGACAUGUUCUCAGUGACUCCUGCUUAUCUGUCAAGGCAUAGCUCAGAUAGCAUCGUUGCACUGUGAAGAUGUCCCUGGGACCCAUCCAGGACCUCCAGGAAGAUCCGAUGCUUUUGACUUUCCUCUUCUGGUUGUCAUGACUGCUGUGCCUCUUGUGGCGUUCAGCACUGCAGACCACCAUGCCUGCCCAGCGUUCUGAGCUUUCUUGAACGUGGUUCCUCCAAGAAACUGCUGUCUUAACCACCUAUGGAUUCCCAGACCCUGCCCUAUAGCAGUCUCAUGGUAAGCAGUGAGUGACAGCCCAGCUCUGGAUAGCAUCCAGAUGAGGCGUCUCCUCCUAGUUCCUCCCCCAUACCUCUUACCACUCCAUCCAUGGCCCAAGGCAGGUACCAGCAGCCUAACUUGGGGAAAGACACAGCUAAGAGCCCAGUCCACUACCACCCACAUCACUUGCUAACUGGAGGCUGCUACGGACCCAGUUCUGCUACAGCCUCAAAAAUCAGACUUCACCCUUUGAGCCCAGCUAUGCUAUGUACAAACGAGUCCGGGGGUGCGGUGGGGGGGGGGGGGGGUGACAUCACAUCUUAGAUCAGCUGGGAUCAUUUCCUAA